CCCCGCACCGCCCACAUGUCUGCCUUCCCCCCGGCGCGGAGACGGGCCCAGCCCUGCCUCGUGGCCGCGGGAGUUGCCCCGCAUCCAGGACAGGGCUUUUUCGGUAGGAAACCGGCCUUUUCCCCCUGCACGGCUGCACGCCCGGCGUGGGAGCCGCAGGGCCACUUUGCCAGCCUCGCUUGGACGGUUGCCAUCUUCAUUUCUGAAAUUGGUUUGGAUGCUGCUGGCAAAACAACUAUUCUGUAUAAACUGAAACUAGGAGAAAUUGUCACCACAAUUCCCACUAUUGGUUUUAAUGUGGAAACUGUAGAAUAUAAAAACAUUUGUUUUACCGUUUGGGAUGUUGGUGGUCAAGAUAAAAUUAGACCUCUUUGGAGGCACUACUUUCAAAACACGCAGGGUCUCAUUUUUGUGGUAGAUAGCAAUGACAGAGAGAGAAUUCAGGAAGCAGCAGAAGAGCUGCAGAAAAUGCUUCAGGAAGAUGAGUUGCGAGAUGCAGUACUGCUUCUGUUUGCGAACAAACAAGACCUGCCAAAUGCCAUGGCAAUCAGUGAAAUGACAGAUAAACUAGGUCUUCAGUCUCUGCGUAACAGAACUUGGUAUGUCCAAGCUACCUGUGCUACGCAAGGAACUGGUCUGUAUGAGGGACUCGACUGGCUGUCAAAUGAGCUCUCAAAACGCUAACUCAAACUGGAUGACUCUUUCACCAGGGACAUGUUUGAUAUAAGUGGUCUAGGCUUGUUACAAAAAAAAAAUUAGUUUGCAUCUUGGUUAUUAAACAGUAUCUGGAACUGAUUUGGGCAGGAUAUUACAGCGUUUCAACUUAUUUUGUUGCCAAUUAUUGUUUACCAAGCUACAUGUUGCAGAGGUAGCAAUGGGCUUGGGUAAAAAUAUCUCCUUAACUUGGGGGGGGAAAAAAAAAGUGUAUCUUCUGAUUUUACUUCCCUUGUUAGCCUAAAUGCCUGAAUAUAGUUCUUGUGACAUCUUCAAAAUCUGUUUUGAAUACUUUCUGAGCCCCAAUAAAUUAAUGUUUUAAAGUCUUUUUCCCUGCUACUUUAGUUUACUGAUACCUUAUUUCAUUCCUCAGACAGUCUGCUGAUUUAAAAAUGUAGCAUUCCAUUUGUAUUUAUUUCUCUCCCUUGCCAAAAAAGACUUCCUAAUACUGCUUGUUCCAGCCAAGAAAAUUCUCUAAAACACUAUUCAGAUCUACUGCACUGAGGAACAUUUUAUUAACCCUUGGGUUCCGUCAGCCCAAAUUGCCUUUGUGUGAAUUGGAUUUGUUGGGUAGAAUAGUCCUGCGCUGGUUGCGAAGAGCUCAUGUUUAGGUUGUUUUUAAUAUUCAGCAGAUUGUCUUCCUUUAUAUUGUAUCUUUUUUUUUUUAUGUUGCAUGUUGCUUUUUGGUAUCAGCCUGACUGUUUUUGCCCAGUGUAUAAUAGUUCUGCUGAAAUUUUACUGUUUAUUGGUGAACAUAUCUUCAUAAAGAGAUUUUGGAAAUUCAUCAAACUCUAUGGAUUAGUUUCUUCAUAACCCACUUGGAAUUAUUCCUAAUAAAAUGAUAAAAUAUAGUUUUGUGUAUGCUCUUCUUGAAUCUUAAAAUUGUGGAACUGUCAAAUUAAUAUGAUCACUGUUUUUCUUUAAUUGAGUUUUUUUUCUGUAGCUUGAACGUGAACACAGAUCUCUGAUUUUCACUUGUUUGGAGCUAUUUGGGGGUGGACCCCCUUGGGAGGGGGGCAGUUAAGUUGUAUACAGUGCAGUCAGUAGUCAUCAACAAGAUUUAUAAUUCUGUAAAAAGUGUCUUUUGAAGUUGUAAAUCUAAAAAAUCCUUUUAAGAUGUCCAGAUAUGAAAAUACUAACAGCUAAAAUUGUAAUAAAACAAGUACAAACUGCCCAAAAA
Alligator sinensis (Chinese alligator) is the source of this 1894-nucleotide messenger RNA. Its product is annotated as ADP-ribosylation factor 4. Gene Ontology annotation, biological process: intracellular protein transport; vesicle-mediated transport. Gene Ontology annotation, cellular component: cytoplasm; plasma membrane. The record is from RefSeq and is a predicted model, not a curated record. The coding region runs from base 16 to 684 and encodes 222 amino acids. Gene Ontology annotation, molecular function: GTPase activity; GTP binding. Lineage: Eukaryota; Metazoa; Chordata; Crocodylia; Alligatoridae. The transcript has 6 exons.